Messenger RNA from Aspergillus steynii IBT 23096, 1953 nucleotides. RefSeq names its product peptidase S41 family protein. Gene Ontology annotation, biological process: proteolysis. Bases 1 to 1953 code for a protein of 650 amino acids. NCBI's taxonomy places the organism in Eukaryota, Fungi, Ascomycota, Eurotiomycetes, Eurotiales, Aspergillaceae. The transcript has 4 exons. The record is from RefSeq and is a predicted model, not a curated record. Gene Ontology annotation, molecular function: serine-type peptidase activity.
AUGGUGAUAAGUACAGCAGCUGACCGUAAUAAAGCUCUGCCUCGCGUCUCACCGGACUUGGCUCAUCAAUGUCUUCUGUCCAUGCCAUUUGACAGUCGCCGCGCUGCGGCCUAUAUUACUGAGGUUAAGAAGGUUCUGCAGUGGCAUUCAACCCUCGACACUCUGAAGAACCCUCCCUCAGGAUAUCUGUCUCCCGCCGUCGAUUUGCUGGGUGGUCUCGACUUCAUCCGCCAGAAGGCCUUAAAGAAAGAGUUUAGCAGCCAGUUCGAAUUUGACACGGCGCUCCAGCGCCUGUUGUCAUCAGCUAACGACGGUCAUCUGGGACUCGAAACCUGUUCUCAGCAGAUCUUCCUCUUCGAGAACGCCAACCCAAUCGUGUCCGUCUCUUCGGAUGGAUUGGAAAUCCCCGAGAUUUACGACUUCCAGGAUAUCCAUUUGCUUUCCAAUCGCUCCGACCUUGUUUCCCCGAUUGCAUCGAUCGACGACAAGGAUGCUCAGAAGUAUAUCGAGGAGCUGUCGCACCUCCUGCUCUACCAAGACCCCGAUGCUCGGUGGAACAUGGCCUUCGACUCGCUGACCCGAGUCCCGACGACCAAUGCAUUUCUCGGAGCUUGGACUGGGAACCAGGGAUUCUGGCAAGGUCGUGCCGUGCAUGAGAUUAAAUUCGCUAAUGGAACCGAGAAAAAGGUGCCUGUCAUUGCUGUGCCCCAGCUCAAGUUUGGAUUCAACUACACCGACAGUCGCACUCUUUUCAAAGACUACUGCCUCCCGUCCCCUUCUUCCGACGACGACGAAGAGGAAGAAACGACGACCUCGCCGAUCAGGCCUGCUUCGCCGUACCUGCCAAAGGCGAUCGUGCGGGAUGAAUAUAACUUGAUCUCUGGCUAUUUCCCGGAGGACAAGGAAUGGGACGAUCUGGCGGUGCUGCUGGUCCCAUCCUUCGCUACCGGCGACACCAGCCCCGAGGAGCCGUUGGCGUUUGCAAACAACGCGACCAAGUUCCUUCACGAGGCCAAGAAGGCCGGCAAGAAGAAGAUCAUCAUCGAUCUGUCCAACAACGCCGGAGGCACCGUUGUGAGCGGACUCGACCUAUUCAAGGCCUUCUUCCCGGAGAAGGACAUCUACAGCGCGUCUCGCCUCCGUGCACACGAAGGAUUCAACCUUAUUGGAAAGGCUCUCCGCAACCUCAAGCGAGGGACUAUCCUUUACGAAGAGAGCAACUUUAGUCUCCAGUCGUUUGUCAAGCCCGAUCAAAAGCACGGUUUCGAGUCCUGGAAGAACCUCUACGGACCCCAUGAGCUCCUCGGGUCGAAUCUGACCAGCCUUGUCUCCGUCAUGAACUUCACCGAGGGUUCAGACUGGGAUUUCCCUAUCCGUGGUUACGGACUCGUCAAGCAGAAUGAGACCGAGGCUCCUUUUGCUCCGGAGGACAUUCUUCUUCUAACCGACGGCCUCUGCACCUCCACCUGCACUAUCUUCGCCGAGCUGAUGAAGAACACCGCCGGCGUCAAGAGCAUCACCUUUGGAGGACGCCCCCAGCAAGGCCCCAUGCAAGCUAUCGGCGGCUCCAAGGGCUGCCAGGUCGCCACCUCCUUCAACAUCAACGCUUUACGGGACGUCGCCGACCAGGUCGCGAACCUGGCUGACGCAGAGGGCAAGCCCGUGCUUACGCGCCAGGAGCAUGCCCGCCUCAACGCUACCCUCCCCGGUGACAUGCCUCUCAACCCAGACGGCAAGAUCAGCUUUAACUUGAGGAAUUCAUACCGUGAGGGUGAUGAUGAGAUGCCGCUGCAGUUCCUGUAUGAGCCUGCUGAUUGUCGGCUGUUCUAUACCCCUGAGAACAUUCUGCAUCCGGAUACUACUUGGAUCUCGGCGGCAAAGGCGUUCUGGGGGAAUGGGACUUGUGUGACGGGUUCUUACUCGACUGUUAAUCAGACUGAGUGGUCUGCGUAA